GGGGAGAGAGGGAAGAGAAAGAGGGGAAUGUCUGAGAGAGUCUGAGGGAACCGGUGGGCAGGAGAGAGAAGUUGGACGACAGACUGCAAGAAACAUUGGUUUCAAAAUACUCCCUCGGUUGCUAGAAAUAGAUUGGCGUUGGACAACUUCAUCAAAAGCUUAAUCAGCGGCCAUAAAGUUUGGAGUGCCUUUUGCAGUGCGCUUUUUGGGUAGCCUAAAAGUUUGGUGCAGUAUUGGGAUCAACCAAAACGACAGCUUUAGGGGGAAAGCAAUACUUUGUUUAACGCUGAUUUUUUACACACUCUGUCUCCUUAAAAAGGGAACUGAAACUACGGGAUCCGCUUUGUGGAUAAAACACAUUUUCAGCAAUUGCCAGAUUCACAACGAAACUUUUUUCAGCGCACAACUUUGGAUCUUUGAGCUACUGAGAUGCGGUGAUGGAGUUCGGCGAUGUUUCCAAGAUGACUGCUCUUCUCAUAAAGCACACUUUCAGGGGUGAUCUCCUCUCAAGAAAAAACAUGAGCCCGUCUAUGUGGUCUUUGUUGAUCCUCACCGUCAUUUUUUCUACUUGGAGGCCAGUAAGCGCCGGCACACUGACAGAUAUGGAGUUUGAGCGGAGUCCCACUACUGUCAUCUCUUCACUGGGCAAACCUGUUACAAUGCACUGCACCCUAAAGGGUACAGGGGGAGAGGAAGAGGACCCCCCUGAUGUGCUUUGGCUGAGGGACGGUGUGCCACUUCAAUACGCAGAUACCAACCAGUUCCAAGUUCACACUGGCAGCAACAGUUGGACAAUCAUGAGCACACUCAGUAUUGAGAAGGUCCAGCUUCCUGACAUGGGCUCCUAUCGAUGUGCUGUUCUAUCAGAAAGCCACCAGACCUUUUCUGAGGAGGGGAGCAUUCAGCUGGAGGGCCUUCCUCAUUUCUCUGUGGAGCCUGAGCACAUGUCUGUAGUGGCCAACGUAUCCCUGAGCCUGAGAUGUGUGGCCCACGGACCUCCAGAGCCAGUCAGUGUCAUCUGGCUUCAGGAUGGUGCUCCUCUCAAUUCGCUGACAGACCCGGUGGCCCUGUCACCCUCCACACUCAACCUCGCAGGUUUGAACAGGACAAGCACCUUUUCUUGCGAGGCCCAUAACGACAAAGGUGUGGCCACCUCUGGAUCUGGUACCAUCACUGUUCUCCCGUCCCAGCCUCAGAAUCUGAGAGCUGUGGAGUUCAACCAGACCAGUCUCCGCUUAUCAUGGCAGGCUGGUUUUGGAGGGGACUACCCAAUAAUCCGCUGCACUGUUCAGGCCAGGCAUUCAGGAGAGUCCUUCACAGGAGGCCCAGAUAAGAUGAUCCACAACCAGAACGUGAACAUCCCACCAGCCACGCACAUCAUCGGGAACCUGGAGCCCCACAGCCUCUAUGCUUUCAGGGUGGCCUGUCACAGCAGCCAGGGCACAUCUGACUGGUCGCCCUGGGUAGAGAUACGCACCAAAGAAGGAGUGCCAGAACACCCACCUGUUAACGUGACCGCAGUGCUAAAUGGGACCGAGGUGCUGAUGACGUGGGAGGGUCCUCCAGGAAAGCUGAAUGGAGAACUGCAGGGCUACAUGGUGGAGUACAGCACACCUGCCACACAGCAGCUUGUUGUCGAUACUGGACUGGACACUGACCUGUCAAUCAAUCUGUCUGUACCCCUGUCCAAUGUGUCUUUUCGAGUGUGUGCCUAUACAGGUGGAGGGCAAGGACCCUGGACCCCCACACAGACUCUGACACUUAUUGCUCCUGAAAUGGAGGAAAUUAGAGGUUCAUCAUCACCCGAAGCCUUUUCCUGGCACUGGUGGUAUGUGGUGAUGGCCAUUGCCGGCGCUGUGUCCAUAGCUGUGCUCAUGGCUGUUUACGUGGCCAAGCUGCGGCGCAAGGAGACUCGCUUUGGAGAGGCAUUUGAACCGAUGAUGGAGAGCGGAGAGCUGGUUGUCAGGUACCGCGCUCGCCGCACAUACAGCCGCAGGACUACAGAGGCAACAUUGAACAGCCUGGGCAUCAGCGACGAGCUGAAGGAAAAGCUCCAAGAUGUGAUGGUGGAUAGACAUAAACUAACCCUGGGAAAGACCCUGGGAGAAGGGGAGUUUGGCUCUGUGAUGGAAGGGCUGCUGACUCAGGAGGAGUCUGCUCUCAAAGUUGCUGUCAAGACUAUGAAGAUUGCCAUCUGUACCCGCUCAGAGAUGGAAGAUUUUCUGCGUGAGGCUGCCUGCAUGAAAGAGUUUGACCACCCCAAUGUCAUGAGGCUUCUAGGUGUGUGUCUGCAGACUGUGGAGAGUGAAGGUUACCCCUCCCCUGUGGUCAUCCUGCCCUAUAUGAAACAUGGAGACCUGCACAGCUAUCUGCUAUACUCGAGGCUGGGAGAUUGUCCUGUGUACCUCCCCUCUCAAAUGCUGGUAAAGUUUAUGACUGAUAUUGCCCGAGGAAUGGAGUACCUCAGCAGCAAGAACUUCAUCCACAGAGACCUUGCCGCUCGCAACUGCAUGCUGAAUGAAAACAUGAAUGUAUGUGUGGCUGACUUUGGCCUCUCCAAGAAGAUCUACAAUGGAGACUACUACAGGCAGGGGCGGAUCUCAAAGAUGCCUGUCAAAUGGAUCGCUAUUGAAAGCUUGGCUGAUCGUGUCUACACCACCAAGAGUGAUGUGUGGUCAUUUGGAGUCACCAUGUGGGAGAUUGCCACACGGGGCCAGACUCCAUACCCUGGGGUAGAAAACAGUGAGAUUUACGAUUACUUGAGACAAGGAAAUCGUCUCAAACAACCUCCAGACUGUCUGGACUGCAUCUAUGCCCUGAUGUUCUCAUGCUGGCUACUGAGCCCAAAGGAUCGCCCAUCGUUCGAGUCCCUGCGCUGUGAGCUGGAAAAGGCCCUUGAAGAUCUGCCAGAUUCUCAGGAUCCUGACGAGAUCUUGUACGUCAAUAUGGAUGAAUCCUCGAUGGAGCUUGGAGCUGUAGGUGGCCGUGACCCCAUUGGGUUGCCGUCCCCUCUCUGCCUGAAGGGCCUGGACUCUGUGACCACAGUGGAAGUCCACCAACCUAACCGCUAUGUCCUCUGUCCCCAACACGAGACCAACCGAGCCCUCUCUGACUCGCUGGAGAGCCUGGAUAUGCCAGUGUCGUCCUCCACAGCCACACUGCCUCUACAGCCAUCGUGCCACUCGACUCCCAACCCCACCCCAGCUCCCACCCCAACUGUUGAACUGCUGGAGGACAGGGAACAGUCCAGGAAAAUGCCCUGGCAGUGAUGGUUUCACUCUUAAAAAAUGACAAGACUACCAAAGUGUGCCAUCCUUUCACCCUAGUCCAAGAAUGAGAUCCAGCCUCUUGCUACUGACCACAAAAAACCUAAUGUGUCCCUAUAUACAAAUUUUGCACACAAAAAAACACACACACACUCGAAGACAUUCCAAGGAAUCGAAGGAUUGGGAUUAUUUCCAUUGUCAACCCUCCCUUUUUUUUAAAUGACCACAUUUCCAAGUGAGUGUAAAAGUUCAUGUGUGAUUAGUGUAGCAGGUGGAACACACUAACGAUAGACAGUGGGUGAACAGGUUUAGAGCACAUGUUGUCCACAUACACUGCAGCACAAUCAGAGAAAGGAAUUCCCAGUUGCUAUAGCAAUAAAAUACCAACUACCUGUAUACAACAGAGUGAUCUCCCUCACAUGAUUAAGCUAAAUCAAAUGUCUCUGUGAAACCAGCCUAGACACUGCCAGACUGAAUCUAUAACCAAACAAACUCAGGUGCUUAAACUUUCCAAUGAGUAAGCGCUAACAUGGAGGACUCACACCAGCUGAGGAGACUGUUCCUCUGAUGGAGAAACCUCACCCAUCUGAUCCCUGCUCCUGUGUAACUCAGCGCAAAAAUAACUUGAGGAUUUGUGGGAAAGAAGUAUCAGUGUAACAUAUGAUCGGGUGAAGAUAACUGGCUGCUUUAAGGUUAUAUUGAUGCAGAUUUAUGAGUUUUGGGCUAAAAUCACAAACAUUGGUUUUGUUGAGCAUUUUCUUUUGCUUGAGUACCAUAAAUUUCCUAUUUUGAGCUGUGGUUUUUGACAGGUGUCAUAACUUCAAGUAUGGUAGAAUUUUCUCUCCCCACAGAAAAUCAUGUAAUCCUCCAACUAAAGUUCACCAUACCUGAAGUUAGAAGAGUUUUACCCAAUAACAACAGAAUGAAAUAUGAAUUUUAAAACUGAAGAAUUAAGAGAGAUAACCAAAAUUUGCAAAGAAAAUAAUAUUCCACUGUAGGCUUUAGAGACUUUUGCAUAAAGCUGUAUGAGUGAGGAACCUCCAUCUUAAUCAGAACCUACAGCAGUUUGUAUGAUAGCCUAAUGUAGCGUUCUAACAACCCCUGCAUCCUCUAUAGGGGUUGUACUGCUGUGCAUUAAGCACCGUGAGCCAUUUACAGUUGACACAAGGUAACUCUUUCCUCACUGACAGGUGCGACACCUGUGCAAGUCCUGAUUCAACAAGUCUACACAUCUUUGUCACAACUCAGGAACCUGAGACUGUUCAACAGGGACAUAGGUACCGGUCAAAUCAAGAGGGUACAAAUAAUCAGAGGCAGAUGGAUGGACUGAGUAUAGGUACGGACAUGAUGGAGUUAUCCAAGGCAAAUGGUUGGCUAAGCUCCUCACCUUUGCUUUUGGCUCAAGCACAGUGUUAUUACACAUUUUGGAUUUGUUUAAUGCUGAUUUUUGUAUUUCUACAACUUUGCACUAAUGUUUUAUAUCUAUGUAUGUUUGUUUUGUAAUUUGUAUAUCUUUCAUGCUUUUUCAUUUUGUGUUUUAAUUACUUUCUGGACAUUCAGUAAUCCUGUAGUUGCCUCUCAUGAAAUCACUUCACAUGUAACAACUUGCAUUAUUCAUAAAGGCAGAGAACAAAGCCUGUAAAAAGCAUGGUAGGGCUUUAAACUCCAUGAGUGUUUUCCGUAAAUGAGCAAAGACUGGGAGAGUGGGAAACAUGACUGUCAUCUGACAUCAUCCUGCCACUCGCUUAUUCUGGGAUAUUUUUGUUUCGAGGUUUAGCACUGUAAAUAGUCUGUUACCGGUAGCGUCGAAGAAGAGAAGACAGAAAGCAGCAGCUGAAAACCAAAUGGAAGUGUGGUCAUCCAAGCCUCUGCUUCCACCAGCUGCAACUUUGCAUCAUGCAUGCACUUAUUUUUAUAUAUAUAUAUAUAUAUAUGGACCAUAUUCCAACACACAUUUUGGGAGAAUGUUUGUUUAAAUGAGACACUGUGUCUCUCAGUUGUAUACAUCAAAGGUACUUACAUAUGAAACAGGAUACAAGGAUAUGUUAUACCUGGUGUGUUAAUGAAAUUCCUUGUUAAGAUAAAGAAUGCAUUUCUUUAAUACGUUUGGUACUGUAUACUCUGUGAGUGGUAGUCCUACAUUGUUUGUGAACUACAGAGCAUGGUGCUGAGACUGAGGCACUGUUCUAAUUUGGUCUGUACAUACUUUUACAUACCAAUUUCAAUACAGAUACACAUUCUGUAUUAUACCAACCAGUGGGUUUGGAACAUUUUGGCCUUUGACAAAAAGAGGGGGCAAAAACACACUAUCUUCCAAGUGGAUUCCAGCAAAAAAGGGAAUCUCAUUCUUCAUGACUUUAGUCAGUUCAGCCUUAAAUUUCAGAAUUUCACUACUUGAUCUUCAGUGCCUUCAGUGAGCCUGUAUUUUGAUGUGUAUGUGGAUUAUGAGUAUCCUGGUGUAUUGAAGUGGGAGAGGACUAAACUAUAAUUGCCUUUAUAUUAUCACUGUCAUGACUUGUAAACAUUUUUUUACAGUAUCUACAGUAUUUUGUAUAAUAAAUAAAUGUGUUCAUGAAUGAUCACUCUUCCUGA
Messenger RNA from Micropterus salmoides (largemouth bass), 5858 nucleotides. RefSeq names its product tyrosine-protein kinase receptor UFO. Gene Ontology annotation, cellular component: signaling receptor complex. The transcript is spliced from 20 exons. Gene Ontology annotation, biological process: multicellular organism development; positive regulation of phosphatidylinositol 3-kinase/protein kinase B signal transduction; natural killer cell differentiation. The record is from RefSeq and is a predicted model, not a curated record. Gene Ontology annotation, molecular function: transmembrane receptor protein tyrosine kinase activity; protein binding; ATP binding. Lineage: Eukaryota; Metazoa; Chordata; Actinopteri; Centrarchiformes; Centrarchidae. Bases 438 to 3269 code for a protein of 943 amino acids.